This is a messenger RNA of Nothobranchius furzeri (turquoise killifish), 2033 nucleotides long. RefSeq names its product cyclin dependent kinase 2 interacting protein (gene cinp). The record is from RefSeq and is a predicted model, not a curated record. NCBI's taxonomy places the organism in Eukaryota, Metazoa, Chordata, Actinopteri, Cyprinodontiformes, Nothobranchiidae.
AAUACUUCCUUUUUGAUUGUUUGAUAAACGUGUGUCCACUCCAGGCCAGGUGGGGGCAGUAAUGCUGCACUGCUACCACCCACAAACGUCGAAGAAGAAGACUCAGCAUAAUUCAGCUGGAUUUUAUGCGAGAACUUCAGGAUCAGAUGGAAGGUGAUUCUUGUGACACCUCAGCGACCCCAUCAAACAGGAGGUGCACCUGGAUCACAGGAAGUGCAAGGAAGAUCAGAGACAACGCCGCUGACUGGCACAACCUGAUGCUCAGGUGGGACAGGCUGAACGACGAAGGAUUCAAUUUGGCAGCAAGUAUCGUCAACAUGAGGCAUUCUCAGGGAGAUCUGCUGGUGUUGGACACGUGUCCACCACCGUCACAGUCCACAUCGGCUGAGGCGCAGCAGGUGGCUGGAGCUGCGGAGCUGCAGGAUGAAUGCCUCAAACUGCAGGAUGUCGUUGACAGAAUGGUUGUUGUGGUGAAAAAGAUGGAGCACCUGGUGGAGAUACAGCGUGGCGUUCUGCAGCUGGAGGAGUUUCAGUUUGGUCCUGAAGGAAGACGUGUCCCUCUGUGUCUCAGCUGGAAGACCCGGGAGUUUGAGGAGAUGUCUGGUGUCCUGCUGGCUGCCUUCAGUCAGGAGCUGAAGUUGAAGCAGACGAUUCUGCAGGAAGUCGCCCACACCAUGACCUCUGACCUCUCCAAGGUCUAUCUGUCCUGUUGGCUCCACCAGCCUUUCAUCCCAGCAGCAACCAGACUUGGACUAGAGGCUCUGCUGCUGGAGACGGGCCAUCGCCCACUCUAGACUGGCCUGCUGUAGUGAACCCUCCUGUGGUCCGUGGGAGCGAUGGUUAGGGUGUAGACCUGCAUUAGAGAAGUUUUUAUGAUUGUCCUACAGAAGAGCAGCAGGAAUCAGAAACUGGGUAUGAAAUCCUGCACAUGUUCAGCAAAACAUCUCAUAACAAAUGCUUCUGUCUUCACCAAUGCCAUGACUCAGGUCCGGUCAUCCUGGAACUCCUCAUACCUGAUUAGUUAUGGUUCCUGAAUGCACAACGGUUAAGCAGCAGAAGCAUGUCGUGGUCAGUGAACGCACCACCACCAAAGGCUGAUAGUUCUGAAGUGAUCAGAUAUCGUGCUUGUUCCGCACCAUCAGCAGGUCAGAGCUGGGCAACAACUGGAGGUCUGAGCAGCUCUGAAACAUUAGAUGAUCGCUAAUAAACUGGUCUGAGACGAGCGCGGUUAUCCUGAAGCUUUGCUCCUUUCUUCAUUUAACCUUUUUAAGUUGUGGUUUACAUUUGCAGUGUUCUCUACUGUAAGUCAAUGCCUCACGAGCAGUGUUGGGCAAGUUACUUCAAAACUGUAAUGCAUUAUUUAUUACUUGUUACCCUCAUUUUAAAGUAAUUCAUUAUAUUACAAUAUUACUGAUUUAAAAAUGUACGGCAUUACACUACUUUUGCAUUACUUUAAGUUACUUUCACCAAAACAACUUCAAUAUGAGUCUGGUCAUGUGACGCUCAGUGAGCUCAUGACAUAUAUGUGGAAGGUGAUGUGGUGUCUGAGCUAGGGUUGCUGUUAAAAACAGUCAGAUAUAAUAACAGUGCUUUAAAAUGAUUGUUUAUUAAAUAAAAGCAACAACAAUCUUUACUCUCUACACGCUGUCAUCUUAUAUUAACUGAUCAGGGAGUGAGGUGGUGGGGGCUCCAAGCCAAUGUUUGCCUUGGUCCUCAAAUGCCUCGAUACGGCCCUGGAUGUGGGACUGACUUCUGGGGUGAUCUGAUUCUAUCACAUGUAUAAAUAUUAAAUGCUUAUAUAUUAUUGCUUUUCACUGGUAAAAAUGUGUAUUGGGGAUAAAUGUGCCAUUUUUUUCUUUUCAAGCACUUUUGUUUUGUUUUCUUGGUUUUAUGUGAAUAAUUUCCUGCCCUUUCUCUCUCUGACAUUCCUGCAUGCUGCAUGUUUUCUCCGUCUUCCAGAAAAACUGUUUCCUAGAUUUCCUACUUUCUAACUAAUCAGCCAAAGGGAUCUACCGAAAGCAAAAAAAUAAAAA